This is a messenger RNA of Candidula unifasciata, 1467 nucleotides long. The record is from the annotation of a GenBank genome assembly. NCBI's taxonomy places the organism in Eukaryota, Metazoa, Mollusca, Gastropoda, Stylommatophora, Geomitridae.
UCUACACUAAGUCAAGACAUCAAGGACAUCCUGAGACUCCCACCGGAGCAGAGGAGCGAAGCCAACAUCCGCACGGUUAUGAUCAACUUCCACAAUGUAGUCCCUUCAUUCUCUGAAUACCCCAGAGAAAUUCAACAGUCGAUGAUCAGAGUCUGCAUGUACGAAAAGUUUGAAUCUGGAAGGGUCAUUAUCCGACAGGGACACAGGGCAGAGAAUUUUUAUUUUAUCAUCGGUGGGAGUGCGGUGGUCACACAGAUGGACAGCGAAGCCGGGCACGUCCAUACAACUAAUGUCCUGGGCAGAGGCAACAGUUUCGGCGAACUGGCCUUUCUCCACAUGUCCAAGCGGUCAGCAACGGUCACCUGCCGAGACGAUGUGGAGCUGCUGUGUAUAGAUCGGGAAGACUUCAUCGACAUCUUCAUGCGUCCUCGCAAGGGAGAUGAACCAGACCAUAUCAAGUUUCUCAAGUCUGUGGACCUUCUCCAGGGCUGGCCGGUAUCCCUCCUUCCACAUGUGAACCCCAAGAUCUGCGCUUUUACCUACGUCAGGCGUGGCGUCAUUCUAUGCCAUGACAACGCCAACAGUGACUGGAUCUUUGUGGUCUAUUCGGGUUCCUGUAAAGUUCUCAAAGCUCUGGAGGACAUACCGGUCCCGCGUCUUGAUAGGAGAGCACACAAAAUCAGCCUGACGCCAGAUACACACAACAUACGCAAAGUGAACAGAACAACCCAGUCUCCAGGCAACAAGGAGAACGCCAGCACGCAAGGACGCAGCCACCACGGCAAUACUUGUAGAAGACUUCGCAAGUAUGGUGUCUCGCUACCUCCCAUUCGCUCAGCCACAGAUGGGCUGGCCAAUGAAAAAUACUCCAAGGAAUCCUUCGCUGACACUGAUCAUCUGCAACAAAUCACUGACAUCUUCAACCACAAACACGUACUACCCACAAUUGUUGGAAAUAAUCAAACAGAUCAAGAAAACAACGAACAGACGUCUACAAAAGUCGCAUCCAUUGAGGUGAGCAUACAGUCAAAGACCAACCACACAUUCAGACUCAAACGACAGUCCUAUGGCGUCCAGCCACCCACCUUGCCACAGUUUCUGGCACCUUCGGAUGAGACAACAACCACACAACAGCCACAGUUGAGAAAAUUUGCGUUUGUUGAGAUUGCAAGAUUGGAACCAGGAGAUGUAUUUGGACUAGAUCAUGUGGUCCUGUCGGGGAUGAGAAAUGUGGCCUCGUGCAGUCUGGUUUCCCAGGGAGCCGAGGUGGUGCUCAUCAGCAAGUCGUUCUUCAAGAAACACCUCACAGAGGACACGCUCAAGAGGAUGAGGCAGCAGAUCCAGCCACUGCCCAGUGAAAAAGCCCUUCUCAAGAGAUUUCAGAAGAAGAAAGAAUGGGACAUCUACAAGUCACAAACUUUAGCUAGACACCAUUUGCAAAGCCUGGUUCAUGGUGCGGCCCCAUAA